UACUCUCAUCAGUUCCAAUUAAUGAUUUACAAUUGUGGUGAAUUUAGGUUUUUUAUUUUAGGUUUUUUGUCUCAAAUUAGUUGCGGUGGUGGUGGUUUGUAAUCUGAAUUCGUUAAUGAGUUUCUAACAUACAUUUCCUUUGAUUUCUAAUUGGAAGAGAGUCAGGCAACUAAACAGGGGAUCAAGCCCGUACUAUUUAGAACUUUUAUGCUUUAUCUUAGUGCUAGUUAGUAUGUUGUUGGAGAAACUUGUUGUAAGACCAUCAGAUGGUUGCAGCAAUGUCUACAUCUGGACAACUUCAAUGAAUAUGUCAGGGCAAUCUGAAUUUGUAAAACCGAUAUUUAUUACAUUCUUAUUUUGAUGUAAAUUUGCGCAGACUAUGAAAUUAUGCAAUAUGUGCUAAAAGUUGUUCUUUUACUAGUAAAUUUGCAGCACUAGAUGAGUGUAUGGCAGUUAUCCCUUUUAUUUUUACUUUUGUUGUUCCUGCCUGCUAAUGUUUUCUACCUGAUGGUCUUGUGUUCAUCUUGUUUUUUUUCCUUUUGUCUUGCUAUGUACCUUACAGUUGCCCAGAUGUCUUUGUCUCAUGUUUUCUGUACUCAGCUCUAGUUUUGCAUUGUUAUGAUUGACAUAGAGUAAUUAUAUCACAGUUUGUUGUGUGAACUCCGUUAAGGUUAGUUUCAACAAUAGCUUCCCUCGUUCUAUUUUUCCUAAGAUGCUUGCUUGUUGAAUUUUUUUUAACAUUUUCAGACACAAGUCCUGAUUUCCAGUUCCCACCUUUUUAUACAUGAGUUUUGCACUUGGCUUGGGAGCUAUUUGAAUCAAAAGCACAUAGCAACCGAAGUGUAGGAUCUUUAAGACAAAUGAUUUUAUUUUGCAGCUAUAUAUCCAAGUCCUGCAGCAUCUAAAGCUGAGUUAUAUGUUGUCAUGACCAGUAUGGUUUAUUUCAGGAUCACAACCAUGCUCAAUGUGGAAUUACAGAGUGUAGUAAACUGAAGGAUUUGAAGACUGCAUUUCUGACAGAUGACGCAACAACAAUUUGUUUAGAGAUUCUGGAGAAAGGAGAUCUUCAAGUUGCAGGGAAAGAAAGGGAGGCUCAAUUGUCACUUCAGUUUCGUGAUAUUGCCACCAUUGUCAUGGAAAACACCAUUAAUCCUGACACGAAACGCCCUUACUCGAUAACUAUGAUCGAACGUUUGAUGCAUGACAUCCAUUUUGCUGUUGAUCCUUAUAACAGUUCCAAAAAGCAGGCACUAGAUGUUAUUCACCGGCUUGUAAAGAAAUUUCCCAUCAAAAGAUCUCCAAUGAGACUUCGACUUACUGUUGGUGAGAAGAAUUUUUCCACUAUAUUGGAGAAGCUAGGCACUUGGAAUGGUGAGAUUGUGACUAUGGAUGAAUCUGGAACUCAAUUUUCAGUUGAUGACCAGAAGAUGGCAGCAAGGUUGGCUAACACAAUGUGCAAUUCACUUAAAGGAAGACCUGCCCUGGGUCGUAUUUUCCAAGGAAAGGAGCCACCUCAAUUUGUUGCUAUAUUUAGCCUAUGGUUGUGCUAAAGGUACUUGCAGGGAUCGAGUCGAUUGGAAUUAGAAAGUCAACACGGCCUUAAUUAAGGUUUGUAAUGCAUGAUCUAAAGGGAGCUAAGUGGCCGGAUUAGAGAAAUUUGUUAGACUAGCUCUCUAGCCUUUUGUCUUUAUUUGUUAAUAUUAGUGUUAAUUUGUUAGACUAGCUAGCUAGGUGUUUAAAAAUUGUAAACGUACGUACUAUACGCUUUUCUCUAUUGGGUUAAUAUAAAUGAAGUUAAUUUCAUGAUUUAUUAAUAAAAAUAAGCAGAUUCAUACAUUUGCUAUUCUGGUGUUGAUUGGUGCGU
Molecule: messenger RNA, 1864 nt
Organism: Spinacia oleracea (spinach)
Lineage: Eukaryota; Viridiplantae; Streptophyta; Magnoliopsida; Caryophyllales; Amaranthaceae
Exons: 6
Coding region: 1134-1550 (138 amino acids)
Biological process (GO): ribosome biogenesis
Source: RefSeq, a predicted model, not a curated record